AUGACAUCCGUCUUCGGCGUCUCGGCUGGCGACUUCAUAGCUACAGGCAUCUUGAUCAAGAACCUCAUCCAAGCCUUGCGCGUGUCCGCCGCCUCCGAGCACCUCGAGCUCUGUUCAGAGCUCGACGGACUCAAGCGCGCGCUCCACGAGAUCGAACAUCUGAAAUGUAGUCCUGAGCAGGAGCGAGAUGUGAAUGCUGUGAAGGUCGCAGCGCUCCGCUGCCGGCAUCCUUUGGAGGACUUCGAGAAGAAGCUCGUCAAGUAUUGGAGCAUUGGGACACAGCCGACGAGUACGACUGGACGGAUAGUCAGGAUUGGUCGGAAGGUGCAGUGGAGUGUGAGUAUGCAGGACGAUGUGGAUAGGCUUAGGGCAGUGAUUGCGGCGCAUGUUGGGAGCUUGAAUAUGCGUCUUCUGACGCUGGGACUGAAUGCUAUACUGUUGGAAUCUAGCACUUUGGCUGAUGCGUCCACGUCCUCGGAUGCGCUCCAGCGGGAGAUGCCUGCGAUCCGCUCGGAGAUUAUCAACAUGAGUGGAAUGGUGUCAAAGAGCACCACAAUGCUGUCGUCACUCAAAGACCUUGUAACUCUGAAUCUUGUGCCGCAACUCUCCCACUUGACUGAUUUUGCACUCAAGAUAUGGACGACCAAUUUGGAUAUCCUGGCAAAACUUUCGGAUGUAUCUAAUCAGUUGGAGAUAGAUCUAAAGCACACUCAUUUCCAGGCACAGUUCAUAUUCGAAGAUGCAUCGGGGAAUAUACUGCCUUUGCCGCCCGAGCUCGGAUGGAGGGGCAUGAACGCCAUCGUAAAGGACCGCUACCUCACCGGCCCAGGCCAUCGCAAAAUCGCCGCUGGCGAGUACGAGCUAUUCCACACACGAGACCGCAACCAGCUCAUCACAAGCGAUACAUACCCUCUCCUGCCGCCCGGAUCGCGCAUAACGAUGUCUCUGAUCAUCGGCCGCUACGAAGACUGGCAGUCGCGGAAUUGCUCGCGGCCGGGCUGUGCCUCGCGUAGCUUUAGCCGGACGAGUGCUGGUGGAUGGACAUGCGAUGCGUGUGCGGUCUGGUUCGACAAAUCGCACACCAUGAUCCCCCGACCGUUCCGCGAGCUGCACCUCGACGAUCUCGACGACGUGUCCGCAAGCCUCCUCCACGCGCAUCAUGUUCCGGGGGGAGGCACAAAGCGCCGUGCGGCCGGGCUUGCCGAACGUCGUCUCACGGUGCGACAGAUCUUCGAUAUGAUCACCACACUGCGGGACGACCGGAAGUGGUUUAAGAAUAUCUCGGUUAUCGAAAGUGAUCUGUCGGAUAUCGAGGCGUAUAUCAGCUCGGCGACCGUGGCCGAGCAUGGACGGCCGAAGAAAGUGCCGAGAGGAGCGCGGAGCUCGAAAGUGCGGGCGCCAAAAGGGGCGAUUGAGCGAGACCGGGAACUCGUUAGCAAGGCUUAUGCCGUUGUGAGCGAUCUUAUAGGUUAUGAUGUGCUUGAUGAACAGAUAGAGGAUUAUGACACGACGUUUGCUAAUUUCGGCUUCGAUUCUCUCCUGGCUGUCCAGCUGCCGUUGUCACUGGAAGAAGCGCUGGGGUAUCGAGUCACGAUAACACCAUAUGAGCUGAUGAGCCAGGAGAUGACGAUGGCAAAAUUCAAGACGCUAAUCCUGAGUGCCAAUCCGAAGGCCUGA
Molecule: messenger RNA, 1677 nt
Organism: Pseudovirgaria hyperparasitica
Lineage: Eukaryota; Fungi; Ascomycota; Dothideomycetes; Acrospermales; Acrospermaceae
Exons: 5
Coding region: 1-1677 (558 amino acids)
Source: RefSeq, a predicted model, not a curated record